Amborella trichopoda is the source of this 3759-nucleotide messenger RNA. RefSeq names its product Tetratricopeptide repeat (TPR)-like superfamily protein. Lineage: Eukaryota; Viridiplantae; Streptophyta; Magnoliopsida; Amborellales; Amborellaceae. The record is from RefSeq and is a predicted model, not a curated record. Gene Ontology annotation, molecular function: protein binding; RNA binding. Gene Ontology annotation, biological process: RNA modification.
CACAAAACACUGUGUCAGCCUUCCUCAAGACACCCGUAGGCCGGCGCCGUAUGCCUAGGCGCCCACCGAUUUAUUGUUUCAUUUUCUCGCCGAAUCGAAUCGAAGAAGACCCCAAGCGAAUCAGACAACAUUGGAGCAAAUCAUACUGGGUUGGCCGGCCCCGAACCUGACCUGACUCGCUGCCAUUCCGGUGAGAGAGAGCGAGAGGUGGUUGAGAGACAGAGCUGGUAUAGCUUCCAUUUAAAGAGAGGAACGAAGAGAGAGUUUUUGCAUUUCCAGAGUGACCCACAAACCGUUUCCACUGUUAACAUGCUUAAUUUCCAUCUCUAUGUGAAGCUUCAGUUACAUGACUUCCCAAUUUUCUCUCUUCCGCUCAGUUUCUUCUCUCUCUGCCUCAAACCCAGUAACCUUAACGUCCAAAAUCAAAACCUCUCUCUACAAUGGUCUUUACAAAGAGGCCAUAGAAUCAUUUCUCUUCGGAAUCUCAAAUUCCGGCCAAAAAACAGACAAGUUCAUAUUUCCAGGCCUUCUCAAAGCUUGCACCGCCACUUUUGACCUUAACUCGGGCGAAAAAAUUCACCAUGAAAUUCUCCAAUUAAAAUUGGAAUCAGAUCCUUUUAUUGCAAGCUCUCUAAUCAAUAUGUAUUCCAAAUGUGGGUGUUUAGAUGAAGCUCUCAUUGUUUUCAAUAACACCUCUCACAGAGACAUGGCCAUAUAUAAUGCCAUGAUUGAUGGGUAUUUUCAGCAGGGGUUUGCAGAAGAAGGUGCAGGUUUUUUCAGGGAAAUGCAAUCUUUGGGCAUAAGACCAGAUGGGUUUUCUCUCUCUAUACUUCUUGGUGGAUUUUCGCUCUCUAAACCUCAUUCUCAUGGGUCCUCUCUCUCUACAAAUAUUGGACCCUGUGAUCACUCUACUGGUUUGCAUUUGGGGAAGCAAAUCCAUGGGUUUAUCAUUAGAAACUCAAUGUUGGGUGACCCAUUUUUGGGGACUAAUUUAAUGGGUUUUUACUUCAGUUUUGGUGAUUUAAAUUCUGCAACAAAUGUGUUUCAUGAAAUGCCUGAGAGAAAUUUUGUGUCAUGGAAUACUAUAAUUGGAGGUUUAGCACAAAAUGAGGGGAUGGGUGAGAGCUUAGAGAUGUUCAAGUUGAUGAUGAGAGAGAAAAUAAAACCUGGUUCAGAGGCUUUUUCGAGUGUCUUGACGGCAUGCUCUAAUGGCGAGGACUCAACCUUUGGUUCAGUUCUUCACUGCUAUGCUAUAAAGCAUGGUCUUUGCUCCGAUUCUUACGUCUCUUCCUCUCUCAUAAACAUGUAUGGAAAAUUCUGUCAGAUCGAGAAUUCAUGGCUGGUUUUCAAUGAAACUCCUCUAAAAGAAUUGGGUUCAUGGAACUCCAUGAUUUCUUCUUGUAUUUAUAAUAAUCUUGGCAAAAAGGCUUUGGAGUUGUACAAACUGAUGAAAUUUAGUGGGGCAAAAUCAGAUUGUUUUAGUAUAUGUAAUGCAUUAUCAGCCUGUAAUUUAAUGGGUUUCUCAGAGCUCGGGAGAGUGAUUCAUGGUGAAUUGGCAAAGAAACCAGUACAGACACAUUUAGGGGUGAGAACUGCUCUGCUAACUAUGUAUUCCAAUCAUGGAAAGUUAGAGGAAGCCAUGGCAAUUUUCAACACAAUUCACUCAAAGGAUUUAACAGCUUGGGGUGCCAUGAUCGCUGGCUUUUGCAAAGAAAUGAAAGUUUCUAGAGCUCUAAAUUUGAUGAUGGAGAUGGAGUUAUCAGGACUAAAGCCUGACUCUGCUAUUUUAACGAUAAUUUUAUCAAGUUGCGCAAGUCUAGAGGCUCUAGCAUUGGGUACCCAAAUGCAUGGUUAUAUAAUGAAAAGUGGAUUCAGUUCUGAUAUAUUUGUCGGAACCGCUAUUAUAGACAUGUAUGCUAAAUGUGGAUUGCCUGAGCUUGCUGGAAUUUGGUUUUCUGACAUGAAAUAUACGAACCUGGCAACUUGGAAUGCAAUAAUAUGUGGAUUUUACCAGAAUUCUUUGCCUGAAAGAUCGAUUGAGCUGUUUAUGAUUAUGGUUCAACAGGGUUUAGAGCCUGACUAUAUAACUAUAGCAACUCUUAUUUCUGCAACUGCACGCUUAGCAACUCUAAAACAUGGGAAAAGCAUCCAUGGUUACAUAAUUAGACAUGGGUUUUGUCCAGAAUUCGGUUUUCAUGGGAUUUUAAUUGACAUGUAUAUCAAAUGUGGGAGCUUAAGAGCAGGAAGAACUGUGUUUAAUAAAAUGCCUUGCAGAGAGAGAAAAGUGUUUGAUGACAUGAAUCAAGAAGACAGAGAACUACUGGAAAGAACAUCAGAAAGAGAGAUAAGAGAGAGAAACAUGUUCGAAGAGACUCGUGAAACAGGGAGAGAGGUACUCAGUGAAACAAUUCAAAGAGACAGAGAAACCUAUGGCGAAAUCCAUGUCUGCCAAAACGAGAGAGGAUCAUCCGACAGAACACCACAAGGCGUUUUGAUGGCUUGGAACGCCAUGAUUUCUGGCUGUGGAUCACACGGAAAAUGCAACGAAGCCCUAGAGCUCUUUGAAGAGAUGAAGAGAUUCAAAUUGAAACCAGAUGGGGUCACUUUCUUGGCUUUGAUCUCAGCUUGUAGCCAUGGUGGCCUAGUCAAGAAAGGUCUCGAACUUUUCCAAAUCAUGAGCAGAAAUUACGGAACCAUCCCAAAAAUGGAGCAUUAUGCAUGCAUAGUCGACCUUUUAUCAAGGGCGGGGCAACUGGAAGAAGCCUAUGAGUUCAUAGAGAGCAUGCCUGUCGAGCCUGAUUCAAGUGUUUGGGCAUCUUUGCUUGGUUCGUGUAGAGUUUUUCACAAUUUAAGGCUGGGAGAAUUAGCUGGAAAGCAUUUGAUAGAAAUGGAGCCAAAUCGAACUAACCACUAUGUUCAGUUGAUGAAUAUUUAUGCAGAGGCCGGAAUGAGAGACAAAGUGGCGGGGCUUAGAGGCGUGAUGAGGGAGAAAGGUUUGAGGAAGAGAGCAGGGUGCAGUUGGAUCGAAGCGAAGAGUAGGAUGAAUGUGUUUGUUUCCAUGGAUACGUAUCAUCCUGAGAUUCUUGAGGUUUAUGGUACAUUGGUGGGGCUGGUGAAGCAUAUGGAAGAGGAAGGAUAUGUCCCUCUGGUUGCAUGAGAGAGAGAGAUAAGUAAAGAAUGCUAGAGCCCAACUCAUUGAAUGAGAGAGAGAAAGAGAGGGAGAGGGGUAAUUGGUGAAUAGGACUGCAAUAUCAAUUAGCGAACCAUAAUUCAUAUAGUUGAUCCUCAUUAGUUAGAAAAAGGCUUUGACUCAAUGAUAAUGACUGUAACAUCAAUUCAUAAACUCACUGCUCCCUUAUAUCCAGAAGAGAGAGAGAGAGAGAGAGAGAGAGUGAGUGGUGAAGACAAUGGCAGCAUUUCGUAGACUCACUGCACCAUUGUAUGAACAACUCAAAACCGUCUUUUGGAGACAGAGGCAGAUUAUGGUGAAGAAGACUACACGAGCAAUUUCAGAUUCAAAAAACAAAAGACUACAAGAGCAAUUCAUAGAUUCACUGCUCCAUUUUUUUGAGAGAGAGCGAGAGAUUAUGGUGAAGAAGACUACAGCAGCAACUCAUAGACUCACUGCCCCAUUGUACAAAGAACUCGAUCCGAGUUGUUGAGAGAGAGAGAAAGAGAGGAGGAGAUUAUGUUGAAGAACAUAAAUAGAAAAGAAAAGAUUGUGUAAAUAACAUUUUUUCAAGCAAGAGAUAAUGUGCC